UGGUGUGAAUGGAAGUGAAUACUGCGUGAAAAUGUAAAUAAGCAAAGCUCGCUGACUGCUCUAAUGAAUGAGCGCACCUGUCAGUAUCGCUCACUCGCAGUCAGAUAAGAGCGGAAGAACAAACAGUGAAAAAGGAGAUCCGCCGCGUUUGCAGUGUCGGCUAAAAGUUGCGGCGCAGGGAGUGGUGCUCAGCUCAGCUCAGCUCAGCACUCGCAAUCCGCAGUGUGCGGCUGGCAAGGCUAGGAUACGGAAUCGAAGGUGGGCACGGUCACGUGUCAUCAGGUCUGACCAAUCGGCACUGUGCGCCAAAGGUUGUGGACCUGAAGAAUAAUAAUUUCUGACACAUGUGUAUAGCAGCUGUAUUUUGAUUCAAAUGAUCGUGACAAAUCUUUGCGCCAUUAUCAGUUGAAAAGAGCUUGUUAUGUCCUCAAAAAAGGCCAGAUAAAUUAAAGGUAUCACUACGUGAUGAGAUUGUAUGGCUUAUUGCUCAGCUUGUUUGGCUACCAUGAGGACCCCACGCAUUCUUCGCCUGCUGGUUUUGGCGUUUGUGUCCAUAUUUCUCUUACUUGUUUAUAGGAAUUUCCUGAUAGGGGAAAGCCACGCACCUCUCACCACAGCCCAAAAAAAUGAACUCCUGAAAGAAGCUGAGGCUGACAUGAACAAGAGAAGAGUGCUAAUUGAAAGGGUCUGCACUAAGUACAAUUUGGGCUUGUACCGAAAUUCGGCCGAGCCACAGCUUUUCAAACACCCUCCAACUCCCCAAUACAGCGUUUUCUACAUUGACAAGCAGCACAAAAUGAGUUAUUGUCCCAUUUACAAAGCGGCUUCAACUACCUGGCUUCACCAAAUGCUGAUUUUGUCUGGUCGAUCAGAGCAAUCAAUCAAAAGCAAAUUGAAAGUGCAGCAGCUGAGCGAGCAAGCGAGAGAGGUAUACCCAGUUGAGGAUAGCGAUCAAGUGGAGGAGGCGCUGAGGACGUACUUGAAAUUAGUGAUUGUGCGCCACCCCUUUGAAAGGCUGCUCUCUGCGUACAGAGACAAACUUGAAAAUAUAAACGUCGGCCUGGAGCAUGGUGUCGAGUACUUUUACAAAAGCCACGGAAGAAAAAUCGUUAAAAAAUACAGAAACGAAACAAGCAGCAGACUUGAACCUACUUUUAGGGAAUUUGUGUCUUAUCUCAUCAAGGAAGACCCAAUCAGAUUCGAUGACCACUGGAUCCCAUUUUACCUCUUCUGCACACCGUGCCUUGUACGAUACGAUGUCAUUGCCCACGUGGAGACGCUCUUCAGAGACCAGCUCUACAUCAUCCGAGUAGCCGACUUGGAAGAUGAGAUCAGUCCGCUGUGGGCCCAUUUGACGAAGGGCCAGAGGUCUGCUGGGGAGACAGCGAAACGAUACUUUAGUCAAUUGAACAGAUGGCAGGUCCAACAGUUGUUUGAGAAGUACAGACUGGAUUUUGAGCUUUUUGGCUACUCACAUGACGAAUACCUCAGCUUUGCUGAAAAAUGAGAGCUGGUGAGUGUGAAAGUAAACCUAAAAAACGUCCUUACCUAUAUCAGGAAUAUUUAUUCCUAUGCCAGCUUUGCUCUCAUGGGUAAAGUCUUUACAAGAUGUUUGCCAGGUAUUGUUUUAUAUAAUUUUGACAACUUUUUAUUAAAUUAAAUGUAUUGACCUAUGGUGAGAAUAAACAACAAUAAUUUAAAAGGGUGUGAUAAGCCUUGAAAAAAACUCUUGAGCUUUUAACAUUUCAAAUUUAUUUUGGUUUAGCAUGAACUGACAUGGAGUCAGUAUUUCACUGACAGUAUCUUAAAAGUAAAACAACGUUCGACUAGAGUGUAGGAUGCGAGUUCUGUUUGAGCAUUUGAUAAUGCUCGAGAUUUCUGAGAAAUUAAACAAACGCAAAAAUUAAUG
Molecule: messenger RNA, 1909 nt
Organism: Cloeon dipterum
Lineage: Eukaryota; Metazoa; Arthropoda; Insecta; Ephemeroptera; Baetidae
Product: carbohydrate sulfotransferase 11-like
Exons: 6
Coding region: 476-1507 (343 amino acids)
Biological process (GO): carbohydrate biosynthetic process
Cellular component (GO): membrane
Molecular function (GO): sulfotransferase activity
Source: RefSeq, a predicted model, not a curated record